Emiliania huxleyi CCMP1516 is the source of this 576-nucleotide messenger RNA. RefSeq lists its product as hypothetical. Bases 1 to 576 code for a protein of 191 amino acids. NCBI's taxonomy places the organism in Eukaryota, Haptophyta, Isochrysidales, Noelaerhabdaceae. The transcript has 2 exons. The record is from RefSeq and is a predicted model, not a curated record.
AUGAAGGCCGACGCCAUGUGCAGGCGCUGCUUGGCAGCCAACGCCCUCGCCUUGCUAGCUGUGCCCAACAGAGACGCGUUCGCCGCCGGACUGCGGCCAGCACUGGGGCCUGGCCGAUUCAGGGCGACGCGUUUUGAGGGCGAGUACUCCGACCUCCUUCACCCUCUCUGUGAUCGAAAAAUCGCCGUGGACACCAGCGCCCUCAAGCAGAGCGGCGGUGGCGACUAUUUCCUCGCCACCUUCUCCGGCAACGACAUCGGCCCACCGGGUGUCGGCAAUGUCGUCAGGGCCUCCUGCGACGCGGAGAGCGUCUCCCGGUACGGGCUGCGAGAUUGGAGCUUCGAGGCGCGCAUCUCGGGUGACGGCGAGCAGGCGCGCAAACGAGCAAAGAGCGAAGGCAGCACCCGAGAUAUAUAUCAUAGCGUCAACGCUGCGUGCCGGCUGCCGCAGGUGGAUGCCGGCGACGGCGUGCAUGUGGGCAGGUGGCACCCGAGGGCUGCUGAUGGCGAGGCUUGGGAAGGCAUCAGAUGGAAAGACGGCAACCGCUGGCUCCUGGAGCAACAAGCGGCAGAAUGA